AACUUCCUGUACCUCGGCAUCUAGAAAAUUAAAUCAUAAAAAUUAGCCUUUGUUUUAUUUUGUAAAUGUAAAACUGCAUUACUUACUUUGUCUUGGCCUUUUCAAUGGCAGUGAGACGGUCAUCAACACCACUUAUGAGUUUUGCUACCAGGGUCUCAAUGGCAUCCAGUUUCUGGAUUAUAUCUGAAAUACAUAAAUGUAUUUUUUUAAAGCAAAUACAAAUAUAUUUAUAUAUUAAUACAUUAUAGCUGCCACCAGACGAUGGUGACAGUACCACAAUUUUUGAAGAAUUUUCUGAAGGAGCGUAAACGAGAUUAUAACAUAUUUAUUUAAACACUUUAUCUAUAAAAAAUAUUAAAAAAUGCAACAUUUUUGUGUUCAAUACAACAUCUAUGGAACCUCAACGGUUGUGAGCAUUCCACUUCGGAAUCCAUUUCUUCCACAAGGUCAGCAAAAUUCAUUCUAUGAAAAGUCAUAAAAAAGUUGAUGAAUGAGUGGAACUAACGCCCCUAUUGCGAUUUUCAACCCGACUUGGUUGAAUUGAAGUUAAGGCAACUCAACUUCAGAUCAACCAAACUCUUUUUCGGUAUUGCGAACUUCAACUAAGUUCAGUCGAAGUAUGAUUGGCGUUGCCAACCUAAGAAAGGGAAAUUUGACAGAUAGUGAAACAGCUAAAAUUUUGUAAACGACAUAUUUAAACAAUUGAAUUCAGUUGUCGCUCGCGACAAUUUAUAUUACAAUGACGAAAAUACUGGGGGCAAAAUUAAUGUGCUACGUAUGCGAAAAAGCCUUCGUGAUCACUCAAAUCCAUUGGAGCUUCCAAAUGCAAAGUAAGCCAUAGUUUUUUCACAAUUGAAUUGCUUUUUAAUAAUGUUUGUUGCAGAUUCAUAAGUUAUUUUCGAUUAAAUAAAGAAGCAUUUUGUUUUUUACUGAAUGAGAUGAAGGAACAUUUCCACAAACGUGUGCGAGGAACGGCCAUACCUCCUAUAUUAAAAUUAUGCGCAACUCUGCGUUUCCUUGCUGACGGUGGUUAUCAAAAAUGCAGUGGAAAUGAUUUUAACAUUGGGUUGGCGCAAGCUACGAUAUCUUUAGUAAUUAAAGAGGUUCUAAAUAUAAUUGAACAACGUAUUUGUGCCCAAUGGAUUAAAAUUCAAAUGACUGAGGAGGAGCAAAACGCUUCAAAAGUUUCAUUUUAUUCAAAAAGUGCUUUCCGGGAGUAGUUGGUUGCAUCGACGGAACUCAUGUUCGCAUAAUUUCACUAAGAAGAGAAGUGCAACAUCUUUAUCUUAACAGAAAGGGCUACUACAGUUUAAACGUGAUGAUUCUUUGUGUUUAUAAAAUGUCUAUUCGGUAUGUGGAUGCUAGGCAUGCAGGCGCAAAUCAUGACUCUUUUGUUUUCAAUGUUAGCGAUUUGAAAGUGCAUUUACAGAAAAACAUACAGAAUAACACUUGGAUCUUGGGCGACGCUGGCUAUCCUCUGCACAAAUUUUUAAUGACGCCUUAUCGCUUGGCGGAAGCUUCUUCACCCCAAGCACGCUACAAUACAGCACACUCAAAGGCCCGGAAUAUUGUAGAGCGGACAAUUGGUGUACUCAAGAGUAGAUUUCGAUUUCUUUUAUCUGUACGAGGUUUACAUUACACUCCCGAAAAGGCUACGCAAAUUGUGAAUGCUUGUUGCGCAUUGCACAAUAUUUGCCAACACUUUCAAGUGGAAUCUCCGGAAGAAAUACCAUCUACUUCACAUACUACAAUGACCAAUGAUAUUUUGGACAUAGAAAGAGAAGAAGAGGAUACGGCUCGAAUAAUUCGCAAUAAUUCAUUCAAAUAUUCAUUUAUUAUUUCUAAUGUGCUAUUUAUUCAGGCAUAUAUUUAAAUUUUAUUUAAAUAA
Bactrocera tryoni is the source of this 1888-nucleotide messenger RNA. RefSeq names its product putative nuclease HARBI1. The record is from RefSeq and is a predicted model, not a curated record. The coding region runs from base 1319 to 1873 and encodes 184 amino acids. NCBI's taxonomy places the organism in Eukaryota, Metazoa, Arthropoda, Insecta, Diptera, Tephritidae. The transcript has 3 exons.